UUAUUAUUAAGAUUCAUUAUUGCAAUUUUAACUGAUACAGAAGUUCAAUUAUUAAAAUGAAUUAUACAUUAGCUUUGUUUACAUUUAUGUGCUACAUUUGUUGUGCUAAACUAGAGAAUAGGACUACUCGUCAGACUGAGUUUGUUUCACCAGUGUUGCAAACACAUCACCGCAGAGGCCCACAUUGGUUUGACUUUAAGGGAAAAACUUACUUCGUAAAUACAGUUUUUAAGACAAAUUUUUACAGAUCAUGGCAAUAUUGUAGACUACAAGGAAUGAACCUUGUAAGUAUCGAAAGUGAAGAAGAAAAUAAACAACUUCAAAAAUUUAUUUCGGAUAAAGGUUUUAAAUACGGUAGCUACUGGACAUCUGGUACAAAUCUAGUAGGAGAAGAUCAAUGGAUUUGGAUGUCAACAGGUCGAGAACUAACAUAUACAAAUUGGUUACCUGGAGAACCUAGUAAACAAAAUGUUAAGGGCACAGUAGAAAAUUGUAUAGAUAUACUAGUUUAUGCGGGAUUUAAAUGGAAUGAUCAAAAUUGCGAGGUUGUUCAGAAUUUUAUUUGCGAAUCUACUAAAGAUUGUCAAUUUUGCUCAAAUAAUUCUAAGUGAAUCUGAAUUGCUUAAAAAAUAUUAAAAAAUGUAAUUUGGAUAUAAAUAUGUUUUGUGAAUAAAAUUUUUUGAAGGAGA
Molecule: messenger RNA, 689 nt
Organism: Diabrotica virgifera virgifera (western corn rootworm)
Lineage: Eukaryota; Metazoa; Arthropoda; Insecta; Coleoptera; Chrysomelidae
Product: collectin-12-like
Exons: 3
Coding region: 57-611 (184 amino acids)
Biological process (GO): biological process involved in interspecies interaction between organisms
Cellular component (GO): external side of plasma membrane
Molecular function (GO): carbohydrate binding
Source: RefSeq, a predicted model, not a curated record